UCCAGUACAACCAAACAUAAUGUAAAAGGUUCUAAUGAGAAGAAGAUGUGGCUAAACUUAAACCUGUAAACACAUAUCCCUAGACCAUUUUGCCUUAACAUGCCCAACACCUCCCUUGGGAAAAAUACACCUGUUCCCCUUAGAGUUCUGAACAGUGUCACUUUAAUUGCGGUUUCUCAUAUAGAACAAAAACAGAGAGAUCUAUUCCGUGAUUCAAUGGCUUCAAGCUCGUCAUCUUGUUCUUCUUCUAUUUUUUCUACCAGCCAAUGGACGUAUGAUGCCUUCCUGAGUUUCAGUGGCGAGGACACCCGCAUGCAUCUAUUCCGUGAUUCAAUGGCUUCAAGCUCGUCAUCUUGUUCUUCUUCUAUUUUUUCUACCAACCAAUGGACGUAUGAUGUCUUCCUGAGUUUCAGUGGCGAGGACACCCGCAAUACUGCUACAGACUUUAUAUAUUUUGCUUUAAAACAGAAGGGCAUUCAUACUUUUAAGGAGGAUGAAAAACUUAAGAAAGGAAAAGCUAUUGAAUCAGAGCUCUUCAAAGCAAUAAAAGAAUCCAGAUUUGCUGUGGUCAUUCUCUCAAAAAAUUAUACGUCUUCAACUUGGUGCUUAAACGAACUUGUAGAGAUCAUUGCCCGUGAAAAAAUGGGAAUGACAAUUCUGCCUAUUUUUUACAACGUGGAUCCAUCUGAUGUGCGGAAACAAAAGGGAACUUUUGCGCAACCUUUUGAUGAAUAUGAGAAACAAUUUGAGGAGAAGGUGGGCACAUGGAGAGAUGCUUUGAAACAUGCGGCCAAUAUUGCCGGAUAUCAUGUAGAUAAUAGCCCUCUCUCAGACGUUGUCAAAAGCAUCGUGCCAUUGAUAUCACGUAACUCAAGUUGUACAUUCUCAGAAGUUACCGAAGGCCUGGUAGGAAUAGACUCUCGAGUGGUGGUGGAAUUGGGGUCAUGUUUAGCUUUAGGGUUAGACGAUGAUGUUUGCUUUAUAGGGAUUUGGGCAAUGGGGGGAAUGGGCAAGACAACCCUUGCUAGAGUUGCCUAUAAGAUGGUUUCUAAAAAAUUUGAAGCUUGUUGUAUUAUUUAUAAUGUUAGGGAAAAAUGUGAAACAGCUGGCGGUUUACUUUCACUACAAAAAUAUCUUAUUUCUUAAAUUUCAAAAGAAACAAAUUUGAAUAUAGAAGAUGUUUAUGACGGAGUUCACAUGAUCAAGAAAAGGUUAAGUCAUAAAAGGAUUCUUCUUGUUCUUGAUGAUGUAGAUGAAUCAAACAAGUUAAAAAUGUUAGUUAGGAAGAGUAAUUGGUUUGGUCCGGGCAGUAUAAUUAUCAUAACAACAAGAAAUAAGCAAUUGUUAAAGGAAUUUCCAGUAGAUGAAAUAUAUGAAGUUAAAUCAUUGAACUAUAAAGAUGCCCUUCGUCUUUUUUGUUCGAAUGCAUUUAAAAGAGAACCCAUCCCAAAUGAAUAUUUAGAACUGACCAAAGAUUUUUUAGAAUAUGUUGGUGGUCUUUUUUUAGCUCUUGAAGUUUUGGGUUCUUCUUUGUUUGGAAAAAGUAUCGAUGAAUGGAAAAAUGGAUUAGAGAUGCUUAAAGAACAUUUCGAGCCAGCUAUUACCCGGGUACUAAAAGUAAGUUAUGAUGGACUCCAAGAGUCCAUGCAAGAAAUAUUUAAAGAUAUUGCAUGCUUCUUUAAUCAUGAGGAUAGAGAUCAUGUAGUAAAAAUACUAAAUGAACUUGGCCGAUAUCCCCUUAUUGGAUUGAGCAAUCUCAUUGACAAAUCUCUCUUGACAAUUUCUGAAAAUAAUGUAUUGUGUAUGCAUGAUUUAGUAAGAGAUAUGUGUAGAAACAUAGUUUAUCAGAAGUCCCCUAAUGAGCCUGGGAAGCGGAGUAGACUGUGGGAUCAUAAGGACAUUAAUCAUGUGUUGAAAAAAAAUACGGGAACAGAAGAAGUUCAAGCCAUAGAUUUCAAGGGAGCCAAGGAUACAAGUAUUUAUCAUGAAGAAAAAGAGGCUUGUUGGGGGUGGGUCCUAAGUGCUCUGCCUUGGGAAGGGCUUGCUCUAUUGGUUACUCUUCGGGAAUGGAUCCAAUGGACUCUAUCUUCGCGAGGUUUCACAUCAUCAAAAAAACAAAAAGGGCCACUUUGGAACCCUAACACCUUUUUGAAGAUGCCCAAUAUUAAAUUUAUGAGUGAAACAGCUAUAGAGGAGCUGCCUUCAUCAGUUGAAUUUUUGAUUGGCCUUACUUUAUUGAAUCUAAACUUUUGCAAAAAUUUUGUGCUUCUUCCAAGCACCAUUUGUAGCUUGAAGUCACUAGAAAGCAUUUAUCUUUGGAGAUGCUCAAAAUUUGACAAAUUGCCACGAGACUUGGGGAAUAUCACAAGUCUAAAGGAGCUUGGUUUGAGUAGAACAGCUAUAAAAGAGCCGCCUUCAUCAAUUGAAUUUUUGAUUGGCCUUACUUCAUUGGAUCUAACAAAUUGCAAAAAUUUUGUGCUUCUUCCAAGCACCGUUUGUAAUUUGAAGUCACUAGAGAUAAUGUGUCUUUUUAGAUGCCCAAAAUUUGUCAACUUCCCAGAGAAUUUUGGGAAUCCCAAACAUCUGGAAUUGCUUAAUUUUGAAGGAACAGCAAUAGAAGUGUUGCCAUCUGUUCGACGUUUGGCUGCCCUUAAGAUUUUAAUCCUAAAAGAUUGCAAAAUUCUUGUGUGUCUUCCAAGCACCAUUUGUAAUUUGAAGAGGGUACAGUAUCUUGAUCUUACUGGAUGCUCAAAAAUUGCGAACUUGCUGGAGAACCGGGGGAAUAUGGAAAGCCUAACCCAUCUUCUUUUGGGUGGAACUGCUAUAAAAGAGUUACCUUUCUCCACCAUUCACCUUAAAUGGGUCUAUAUAGUAUCUUUCAAGGUAUGUCAAUUGUCAUCAUCUUCAUUGACUUCUAUGCCUACGAUCACCUCAGCCGGGUUGAUAGAUCUCAGUGACUGCAACCUUUCGGCAAUUCCAAGUGGUAUUGUCCGCAUCCUUUCGGCAAUUCCAAGCGGUAUUGACUGCAGAACGGGGAUUUUGUGUGAUUUAUCUCUAAGGGGAAAUGAUUUCGUUUUCCUUCCUGAAAGCAUCUCUCAAUUAUCUGGACUAAAACGUCUUUACUUGGAUGGUUGCAAAAGCCUUCGAUCCUUAUCAAAUAUUCGGAUUCCGUCAAAAGUUGAUCUUAUAUGCGUAAACAAUUGUACCUCACUGGAGAGACUGCCAGAACGCCCAGAACCACCAAAUGAUUUCUACUGGCUAUCAUCUGCAUUUUAUAAUAAGGAAUUCACUGUCCAGUGUUUCAACUGCUUCAAAUUGGCUUACAAUAUUCAAAACUUCAGUAACAUGUUUCAGUGUGUCCAAGAGCAAUUUCCGCCUUCCGAAAACUCCUGGCUGCUCUAUUGAUAAGAAGGGAUUCCAUCAAGAUCAAGUUGAGCUUGAAAUAGUGACCGGGGGCUUUUUGGAGGUGGAGAAAAUUGGGUUUCGUGUGAUAUAAAAGCAAGACAUUGAAGAUCCCAAUUGAGAUGUGAAAUGGAGUAUGAUGACACUUUCUUCAGUUGGUGAUGAAAUCUAGGGUUUGAAGAUCCCCAUCAAAAUAAGCGAAGCCCAUGAUGAGGAUGAUGGGGAAUUCUUUUCUUCACUUCUUUUACCUUUCCUCAUGCGGGAUUUGGAUUGGGCUUUGAAAGGCUUGUGCAAUUUGCUACAGGAAUAGAGAAUAUAAGAGACACAAUCCCUUUCCCUCAGACGCCUGGUUCAGCUGAAUUUUAAUGGAAGGCUACCAAAAACGAAAAAAGAAAAAAAGAAGGGGAUUAAUGGAGUUGGCCCCAAUCGGUUGGGACCAAUGCUUGGAUUAUCUUCUGAUGAAGUUACCAUGGAUGGCUGCUGUCUGUUGGCGCAAAAUUCUUUGUAUGCGAUGGAGUGAGUGCACAAUAGCAAUACCUGGAGCAUUGGGGUGGAGACAGUAGGGUUCCGUUUGUUAAACAAGCAAGACAUCAAAGAGACAUAGAAUUUAUGAAGUAUAUUUAAUGCUAAGGCAGUUGCUAUAUGCAUGCUGCCAUGACAAAUCAACAGCUAACAGAUAGUGGAAACCGGAUGAUGGACAAGACUGAUCAAGCCAUUGGAGGUCAUAAAAGACUGUUCAAGACACCAUCAACGUUGGAACAGAAACUGCAGCUGCACUCAAGGAUCAGACUGAACAAAUGAGUCAGGCUGUUAAGUGUUAAUGAGCUGGACUAUCCAUUUCUCGAUCAAGAAAGCUUCUCAACUUGUGAAGGAACUUGGUAGGCAGGUUGCAACUGAUAGGUGUAUUAUGGCAUUACUCUUCCUAAUUAUUGCCAUUGGAGUCAUAGCUAUCAUUAUUGUAAAGGAGGGACAAUCAUGGCACGGGGAUUGAGGUCCCUAUUGAGGUGGAAAAAAGGAUGCAUAUUUAUUACAUUCGGAACAGAGGGUUUGGUAACAGAUUUAAUGUGUUGGGUGAUGACAAUCAUGGCACUCCGAAUGACUUAACGCAAUGACCCAGAAAUCAAGAAGGCAUGUGACUCAUACAGUGAUCAUUUUGGACAGUUCAUCAAACUGAUAUUCUAUGGCAUCCAAAAGGUAUCAUGAUUAUGCAUGAACAGCAAAACAGUCUCUUAUUAAUUUGUCGUUGAACUUGGGAUUAUUACUACAAAUUUUCAACUUGAGUCAAAGGGAUGUCCUAAUUAUUGCAUUGGAGAUCUUAAACCGAAAUCUCAAAUUGUAUUUAGGAGCAGUACUAGUAGAAGUUGGCUGUACAAAGUCAAAGCUUGUGUGCUUGCAUUUAUAGUUACUUGAUGUGAAGAGUGUGGAAGGAAGAAAAGAAGAAAAAUGUGUGAAAUAAAAGGAAAGGCCAUUCGGCCAUGGGUCUCCAGUUUCUACAUGACCACAUUCAUUUUUUUCUAAA
Molecule: messenger RNA, 4921 nt
Organism: Quercus lobata
Lineage: Eukaryota; Viridiplantae; Streptophyta; Magnoliopsida; Fagales; Fagaceae
Product: TMV resistance protein N-like
Exons: 14
Coding region: 1198-3405 (735 amino acids)
Biological process (GO): defense response
Molecular function (GO): ADP binding
Source: RefSeq, a predicted model, not a curated record